UCUUACCUCACAGAGGUAGCUCCUCCGCCGGCAGCAACUCGGCGCCCGCGGUCCAUGGACCGGAACCCUGGGCUGACGGGUAGGAACCUGGGCCGCGAUCGCCGCCUCCCUACCCCAGUCUCCUCCUUCUUGCUCCUCACCGCCACCUCCGGACGCCCACUGGCCGCGCACCGUCGCUGCCGACUUCGCAGAGCCGUUCUGAAACGCUGGGUGGUGGGUUCGCGGCUGCCGCCGGACUGAGGCCUACUCUGCCGCCGCCGCCGCCGCCUCUCAGUGCUAUUGUCCCUGGGCCCGGCCCUGACCGGGUCCACUGGAGAGGGCCGAGCGCGCCGGCUCCGCUGAAGAUGCCGGACCAAGCCUUACAGCAGAUGCUGGACAGAAGUUGCUGGGUGUGUUUUGCCACUGAUGAAGAUGAUAGAACAGCUGAAUGGGUGAGACCAUGCAGGUGCAGAGGAUCUACAAAGUGGGUUCACCAGGCCUGUCUACAGCGCUGGGUGGAUGAAAAACAAAGAGGAAACAGUACAGCCAGAGUGGCAUGUCCUCAGUGCAAUGCUGAAUACUUAAUAGUUUUUCCUAAGUUGGGUCCAGUUGUUUACGUCCUGGAUCUUGCAGAUAGACUGAUCUCAAAAGCCUGUCCAUUUGCUGCAGCAGGAAUAAUGGUUGGCUCUAUCUAUUGGACAGCUGUGACAUAUGGAGCAGUGACAGUGAUGCAGGUUGUAGGUCAUAAAGAAGGUCUGGAUGUUAUGGAGAGAGCUGAUCCUUUAUUCCUUCUUAUUGGACUUCCUACUAUUCCCGUCAUGCUGAUAUUAGGCAAGAUGAUUCGCUGGGAAGAUUACGUGCUCCGAUUAUGGCGCAAAUACUCUAAUAAACUGCAAAUUUUGAACAGUAUAUUUCCAGGAAUUGGUUGUCCUGUUCCUCGAAUUCCAGCUGAGGCUAAUCCUUUAGCAGAUCAUGUCUCUGCUACACGAAUUUUGUGUGGAGCCCUCGUUUUUCCUACUAUUGCGACGAUAGUAGGCAAGCUGAUGUUCAGUAGUGUUAACUCUAAUUUGCAAAGGACAAUCUUGGGUGGAAUUGCUUUUGUUGCCAUUAAAGGAGCAUUUAAGGUUUACUUCAAACAGCAGCAAUAUUUACGUCAGGCACACCGCAAAAUUCUAAAUUAUCCAGAGCAAGAAGAAGCAUAAAACUGACUUCUAGUUGUUCUUCAGUCCUCUCAUCUGUAUGAGUCUGUUGUGUUGUUCUGAUUCCAUCAUUAAUGCACAGUAGUGGAGACUUGUGAUAAGCUGCUGCUCCUAUAUUUUUAAGAAGUAUAAUAAAACACUUAGGGCAGGGGGAAUCCUCUCAGUAAUCACGGAGCCUAAGGAUGUGAUUUGUUCUCAUUGUUUUACUGCUUUCAUGGCAGUCAUCUGAACCAUUGUCUUAGCAUGGGAAACCUGGGAUUUGUUUAUGUUUUCUCCAGGCAGAAAUGUCAAAAUCAGACUGUGCAAAUACUAAAAAAUGCACACACUGUUU
Messenger RNA from Chrysochloris asiatica (Cape golden mole), 1509 nucleotides. RefSeq names its product membrane-associated ring finger (C3HC4) 5 (gene MARCHF5). Gene Ontology annotation, molecular function: zinc ion binding. The coding region runs from base 345 to 1181 and encodes 278 amino acids. NCBI's taxonomy places the organism in Eukaryota, Metazoa, Chordata, Mammalia, Afrosoricida, Chrysochloridae. The record is from RefSeq and is a predicted model, not a curated record. The transcript has 6 exons.